AUGAAAACACUAUCUUUCCUGUCACUGUUCUUUCUUGUUAGCUCCAUUAAUUGUAACUAUUAUGACGUUCUUGGUAUAUCUAAAUCUGCCACAUCAAUAGAAAUCAAAGCAGCGUAUCGAAAGUUGGCUAGAAAAUGGCAUCCUGAUAAAAACCCAACAGAAGAAGCUAGCAAAAAGUUUAUUGAAAUAAAUGAGGCAUAUGAGGUCUUGUCGAAUCCUAAGAAGCGCCACGAAUAUGACAUCUUUGGAAGAGUUCAUACAGAUGGAAGUCCGCCUCCUCCUGGACAUUACCCCUAUCGUCAUGAGUUUGGACAUUCGCCAUUCGAGGAGCUUUUUGACUUCUUUCCAGGUUUUAAUCGUGCCCCUCAAUUUUCAGUUAAUGUCGUUAAUAUUGACUUCCGAAGUUAUCGUCUCACUCAUCUUCCACGAUCUCGUACGGUUCCGCUACUCAUCCUCGGUUAUUCUGAUUUUUGCUUUCCUUGUCGUCAAAUACGCCCACUUUGGUCUCACUUGGCAGAUGAACUCACUCCGUUGGGAAUAACUGUGGCAGGUGUUAAUUUGGAACAUGAUUCUGCGCUGCUUGAGGAGCUACGUGUACUACAUGUUCCGAGUGUUACUAUUGUGGUUGACGGUCAAGUUACUUAUUACUCUCGAGGGGAUUUCAAUCAUAACAGCCUAAUCGAUGCACUAAGAAAUGUUAUCAUGAAAUCGAAUCCAUCGAAAUCCAAGGCGUUACCUGCAUUUCUUAGUACCACAAUUGACACGCCAUUAAUACAAAUGAUCAGUGAUUACACACUGCCACCAUUACGCUAUUGUAUUGGUGCUUUCAGAGCUGCAGAUCACUUGGCUGCAGGAUACAUCAGUUCCGAAUCCGAUCAUAACCAUGAAUUGAUUAGAAAGUUCAAUGUAAAUCCAGAUGAGGAGACAUUGUUAAUAUUUCACGAAGAUCCAAAUAUACCUGUCUAUCGCCAGACUGCGACUAAAUUAUCUCCUUCUACUCUUGACAAUGCGAUGUUAGCCUACAGUCAGUUACUUGUACCCAGGAUAUAUAGUCGUGCUCGUUUGCUCGAUCUUUGCCCCACUGAUGGAAGUGAGCCAGCAAGUAAAUAUGCACUGGAGUCUGAUAAACGUCAUAGUCAAUCAAAUUAUCAUCCUCACAGUCAUCGUCAUAUAUGCCUUGUACUUUUGUUACACUCUCGACAAUCGAACGUUGAGAAAGUACACAGUCUAGGUGAUAUUUGGUUACAAAUAUUGAGUAGAACUAUUGAAAAAUCUCAAAAAGAUCUAUCAAGAAUGUAUAAUCUCGGUGGGAGUAAUUUUCAUUUCAUGCCUGUGCAUAUUUAUGUGGAUCGUCAGUUUGAGUUAAUGAGUAAACUGAGUACAUUUUCAUGCUCAGAUGAAUCUUGUAAUUUACUUAAUGAAGAUAAUUUGGGUCGUUUGGCAUUAAUCUGGCGUAUCAGCUCAACAGAAACUGCAUAUCGACUUCUUCCAACCGAUUCGUUGUCUCAUCCAAGAAAAUAUGUAAAUCAACAAACUCUUGGACAAAAUCCCGCGGAUAGCAUAAUAAUGACAUCUGUUGAAAAGAUGCGUACCGCUUUAAUUAAAGAUUUAGCGGAUAUCAUGAAAACAAUAACUGUUACAAUGAAUCUACCAAGUCGGUUGUCCUCUAGUACAACAAAAAAGUCACAUGACUGGUAUGUGCUAAAAGACUGCAUUAUUGAAGAACUUAUCGUGGAUGAAUUACAGGCAUCAAUAUGGAUCCGAUUACGGAAUAGGAUACUGCAGAUUGUUAUUGAUAUUGGACACUGGAUUUUGACCUUUCAAAUCAUCCACUGGCGUUUUUUUCUGUCAACAAUAUCACAAGCUAUGACAAAUGAACAGAUGAAAUGUGGUACGAAGAAAUCUGACAGUAAAGUUGAACAAACUACCACAACUCGAAGCACUUCAUUUUCAGCUCCAGCUACUAAUUCAAGUAAUAUUAGGGAUGGUCACAAAUUUUAUGAAAAGUCAUCGAUGGCAACCCCAGUAGUAGCUUUAAAUCCUUCUACAUAUGAUCACCUUGUUCGUGAGGCACCCAAAGGUUUUAGACUUCUUGUACUUUGUGUCCGUGGUAGUGGUUCUCGGGAUGACCGAUUACGUGAACAGUUUGAUUUAAAAAGUCGUCGAGUGUGUGGAACGCAAAUGCAACGUGCAUACCUGUCUAUGGAUCGAUAUGCUGGUUGGCUUGCAAGCCUUCUUGAAUCCACAAGGUCGAACUUUCCUGUUCGUGUACGACCAGCUGACUGUAAUGGUGACAACAGUAACAGUAGUAUUAAUAAAGUUGGAGCAUUAUUUAUCAAUCCAGUCAAUUGUGUUGGUACAGUGAUUGCGGUCAAUGGCUAUCGACGAUAUUUCAAUCUUUAUCAUCCUUUAAUACCUGGAUCUCAGAGUAGUUCUGAUGAAACUGGUGAUUCAGACAAAGAAGACUCGUUAUCAGAUGCAACUGGUAAACAUCUUCGACGUAGGCGUAUAUUUGGUCGUGCUUUCGGUCUAGAAUCAGACGAUGAAGAUGAUGUCCAAUCAGAUAGCAUUGACAGGCGUGCGCAUUUAAAGUCUAGACAUCAGAUUACCGAUGGUGCAUUAUUUGAAAGUGAAUUGUUGGAGGGUCUACCUAAUUGGUUAGAUCGUCUAUUCGAAGGUUCACUUCCUCGUUAUAAUGUAAUAGAAUGGCCAGUUGGCUUACUUGGUGAGGAUUAAUUGUAUAGGAGUGUUAUUUUAAUUUUUAUGAUUGUAUGUUUCUCUCUUUCUGUUUUUCUUUGUGAAAUUUAUUAUCCAGUUCAACGAAUAUGCGUGUAUUUCGAAUUGAUUUUAUUCCCUUGUUUCCGUGUGCUUUAAAAAUUCCACCAUAAUAUUUGAUAGUCACUUUUCUUUGUAAGCACUUCGUUGCCUAUGUAUCCC
Heterobilharzia americana is the source of this 2937-nucleotide messenger RNA. NCBI's taxonomy places the organism in Eukaryota, Metazoa, Platyhelminthes, Trematoda, Strigeidida, Schistosomatidae. The record is from the annotation of a GenBank genome assembly.